This is a messenger RNA of Spirometra erinaceieuropaei, 1323 nucleotides long. The record is from the annotation of a GenBank genome assembly. Lineage: Eukaryota; Metazoa; Platyhelminthes; Cestoda; Diphyllobothriidea; Diphyllobothriidae.
AUGGCUUCCAUCACAACAGACGCCAUAGACUUCACACUCAUGGCUGAGGCUCAGCGAUCGGAUCCCGAGCUCUCCCAAUACCGCCACGAGGACUCUUCUUCACGCCUUCAAGGUGUCCCCCUUCCCACUCGCACUGGCACCAUAACGUGUGAUAUUUCUACCGGACAUGAACGUCCCUUUGUCCCUGCAACUAUACGACGACAAGUGUUCAACGCCCUUCACAAUCUAUCCCACCCUGAAGUCCGGGCGACAGAAAAACUCAUCACUGACCGAUCCGUCUGGCCCAACAUCAACCGGGAUGUACGGCGUUGGACCCGAUCCUGUCUGUCAUGUCAGCGAGCCAAAACGCAUCGGCAUACUACUACACCGCCAGGAACUUUCGCCACCCCUGAUGCACGCUUCAGUCAUGUGCACAUUGACCUCGUAGGUCCGCUGCCACCAUCUAACGGUUCUACCUAUAUGCUGACAUGCAUUGAUCGCUUUACUCGGUGGCCAGUUGCUGCGCCCAUUCCGGACAUCAGUGCCGAAACCGUUGCAAGAGCUUUCUUGACUCAUUGGGUGUCCAAUUUUGGAGUUCCUGCGACUGUCACCACUGACCGCGGAUCCCAAUUCGAGUCCACGCUGUUUCGCGAACUUACAUGCCUUCUCGGUACCAACCGAAUCCGAACAACAGCGUAUCACCCUCAAACAAAUGGUCUCGUCGAACGCUUCCAUCGGCAGCUCAAGACUUCCCUUAUGGCCCAGCCCGAUCCUUCCGGAUGGUCUGAUCACCUUCCUCUGGUGCUGUUGCCCCUCCGUUCCACUCCCAAGGCCGACAUCGGUUGCACUGCAGCUGAUCUUGUCUGCGGAACCUCCCUACGACUGCCUGGUGAGGUAGUGUCUCCCUCAAACAGGCUAACGUUUUUCGAACCUUGCAGUUAUGUGACGCAGCUGCGUAGUGUCAUGCGCAAUCUCCGCGCAACGCCCCCUCGGGCGUCAUCGGACACUUCCUUCAUCCCACCCGACCUGGAUACGUGCAAUUAUGUCUGGGUUCGGCAUGACGCUGUCCGGCGGCCACUCCAACCACCCUAUGACGGGCCGUAUAGAGUCCUUCGUCGAUCUGACAAAGAUGUUGUAAUUGAUCGCAACGGCAAGACCGACACAGUCAGCAUUGAUCGCGUCAAGCCGGCCUACAUCGACGACAGUGACCAUUCCUCACCUCAGCACUGUACCCCGCCUCAGACAGCGCGGCCUCCUCCACCUACUGGCGAGAGACCGCCUCCGGUUCGCCGCACACGAUCUGGUCGCCACGUCCACAGGCCCGACCGGUUUGUGGCUGGCUAG